Molecule: messenger RNA, 1494 nt
Organism: Malassezia sympodialis ATCC 42132
Lineage: Eukaryota; Fungi; Basidiomycota; Malasseziomycetes; Malasseziales; Malasseziaceae
Product: putative methyltransferase
Biological process (GO): DNA damage response
Cellular component (GO): nucleus
Molecular function (GO): phosphatase activity
Source: RefSeq, a predicted model, not a curated record
AUGUCUGACCGUUCGCACGCGUCUGCGCGCCCAGCCAGCAAGACGCUGCUGAACCUGGGGAACCUGCCGCCCAAGCACGACAACUUCAAGGCCGACGACCAGUACCCCCGUGCGGCGUCGCGCGUCGACCCGAACAACCCGCCGUGGCCGGCGUACCGUGGGUACCACGAGUACUCGUUUGCGCACGAGACGAUGGGCAAGCGCCUGCCGACGAUUCUCGGCAAGGCGAUUGAGGACGCGGUGAAGACGCUGAACGAGCAGUACGACGAGGAGAUGAUCCUCGAUCUGCUGCGCUGCAUCGAGCACAUGCAGGGGCUCAUGAAGGAGCUGCAGUCCAACUCGGUGCUGCGCCCGAUCGUCGACGACGGCGAGGGCGACGUGCCGCUGUGGAACAAGGCGAUCGCGAAGUACUUCCGCGGCAAGGACUUUAUGAAUGCGCCGUGGCUCUUCGCCGAGGCGUACAAGUACCGCCGCCUGCACGAGUCGUUCUCGACGUCGCGCUACUGGCGCGACUACGACGUCUUCUUCCGCCAAAAGUGCGACACCUUCAGCCGCUCGAACGUCGCCGUGUUCGAGCUGUCGACGCGCUUUGCCGUGCCGAGCGCGAUCGACAGCUCGCUCCCGGACGAGGCGCGCGAGAUGCAGCGCAAGCUGCUGUUCAUGGAGCUCACGCAGAUCUGCCUGUGGGGCAACGCGACCGACCUCUCGCUGCUGAUCAACAUGACCGAGGAGGACAUCAAGAAGAUUCAGUCGACGGGCGGCGAGCACCUCGCGUCGACCGAGAAGAACAUCCUCGGCAACCACCUCGGGCGCCUGUGGGACCUCGUCAGCCGCAUGAAGAACGGGCGCAUCGACUUUGUGCUCGACAAUGCGGGCUUUGAGCUGUACUGCGACUGCGUGUACGCCGACUGGCUCAUCCAGGCGGGCAUCGCGCGCGAGAUCCACUUCCACGGCAAGCGCAUCCCGUGGUUCGUCUCGGACGUGACGCGCAAGGACUGGUGCUGGCUGCUCAACUCCAUGACCUACGGCUCGCUCUUCCCCGAUGCGCAGCCGCAGGAGGUCGAGAGUCUGCGCACGCUCGGCAAGCGCUGGAAGCAGUACGAGCGGGAGGGCAAGUGGAUCUACGAGCAGCACCCCUUCUGGUGCACGGGCUACACGUUCUGGGAGAUCAACACCGAGUCGCCCGACCUCUUCCACCACCUGUGCGACAGCCAGCUCGUGAUCUUCAAGGGCGACCUGAACCACCGCAAGCUCACGUACGACUGCCAGGCGCCGACGUCGACGCCGUUCGACGUGGCCAUCGGCCCGCUCGCGAAGGACGCCGGCGCGCCGCCCGUCGCGUCGCUGCGCACGAUCAAGUCGGACGUCGUCGUCGAUGUGCCGCUCGAGGUCUCGGAGCGCCUCGACCGCGAGGAGCCUGGCUGGCGCAUCUCGGGCAAGUACGCGGUCGUGCUGCUCAGCGACGGCAGCCCCACGCCGCUGCCACCUCCAUAG